Lachancea fermentati is the source of this 720-nucleotide messenger RNA. NCBI's taxonomy places the organism in Eukaryota, Fungi, Ascomycota, Saccharomycetes, Saccharomycetales, Saccharomycetaceae. The record is from the annotation of a GenBank genome assembly.
AUGAAUGCUUUGUACAAUCAUGCUGUGAAACAGAAGACGCUCUUGCAAAGGGAUCUCAGUAAGUUCGAAAAGGACCUGGCUACAUCGCCCAUAUCUCUACAAGGAUCGAUAUCUGCUACGCUUAUAUCCUUUGAAAAGACCAUCGACCAGUACACUGAUCAAUUGAAAAAGUAUAAGCUAAAUAAUCCAGCUGAUAACGAAAAGGCUCAAACAAAAUACCAGUGUAGAUUAGAGUCCUUGCGUCAAGAUUAUGAGGAUGGUAAAGAUAAAUUUCAAGAGCUGAAGAAGAAGUUUAAUGAAGUCAAUACGCGUGAUCAGCUUCUGAAGUCGAGCAGUAAUCCGUUCGAGGAGGAAACAGUCAUGAAUAAAAGAAAUAUUGGCAAUCAAGUGAACGAUAACUUAGGGAACAACAGAAAUAAUAGCUCUGAAUUGCCGAUGUAUCAAGGUCUAAGAAAAGAACACUCGAUUUUUGAGAGAGGAAAUGCACAACUUGACUACAUUCUUGAAAUGGGCCAACGGUCCCUUGAAGAUGUGAUGGAGCAAAAUGCAGUUCUUCAAAAAAUGCAAAACCAAAUGACCAAAAGUCUUCAGACGUUGGGUGUUUCCAAUGGAACGAUAGAGAAGAUCAACAAGCGCGUAUUCAAAGAUAAGUUGAUAUUUUGGGCGGCCCUUGCUCUCAUGUUUAUGGGUUUCUUCUUUUUGUUAAAAUGGUUACGCUAA